Candidozyma auris is the source of this 981-nucleotide messenger RNA. RefSeq lists its product as uncharacterized. NCBI's taxonomy places the organism in Eukaryota, Fungi, Ascomycota, Pichiomycetes, Serinales, Metschnikowiaceae. The coding region runs from base 1 to 981 and encodes 326 amino acids. The transcript has a single exon. The record is from RefSeq and is a predicted model, not a curated record.
AUGAGUUUAGGCCUCAUUUCCAAAAAUGGUGUCAUUGAGAAAAACUACUUCACAUGUUUUGCCGUUUCCACAAACAAAUCGGUCAAGACGGCCUUGCAAAAACUUGUUCCCUGUGAGGGUGCUGUGGAGACCAGGACAACCGACAGCAUUGAACUUGAGUCCAUCUCGUGCAGUUUUCGAGAGACUUCGGACGCUGACAAAAGCGUCGACCUGGCAGGUUGUAACUCCAGGAGUGUCCGUGACGAUGCAAUUGAAAAGGCAAUCGACGACGUAGACUAUCUGGGCGCCAAAGAUACCCUAAACGGCGGCGAUGGCAUCGAGAAAAUUCACAAUAGAAACAACGUUUCCAGCAGCGUUGAUGACAGUGUCCUCGCAAGCAUCAGCGGCAACAACAUCUCAGGAACAAACCCCACUGGCCCCAUUCCCUACGAUGCCUACCCCAAUCGCAGAAAUACAGGGACCUUGCUUAUUGGCAAUAUGUACCACAUACGGCGUGUCACUCUCAUUUUAAGAUUCCUUGUGCCUUUGUUGGCCUUAACAAGCUUUCUUGUGGGCUGUAUAUGCUUGUAUUUGAGGCUUGUUCCCCAGGCAAACUGCCUCACGCUAUGCUUCUCUGGAACCGGCCUCGGGUCGGUAUCCACAGGGUUCUUUUCGUACCCAGAGCCCCAAGAUGCUCCUUGCCAGUGGAGCAGUAAAGGUAUUAGGCGUUUCCAGUGGUUUCUUGGGGUAUUGGGCGUUCUAGCAUGGAUCUGCUCCUUUGUUCCUUUCCUCUUAGCCAGCGACGGCCUAUCUCAUUUGUGGACCUCCUGCUUGUGUGCUUUGGCGCUGACAAGUUUUCUGGGAGUGUAUGGCUCGAGAUCGUGGACGCUGGAGGAGCAUCUAAAGUUGCCCUUGGUGACACAAGACUUAGCGGCUCCAGAGAGCUUGCCGCUGGGCCAGGCAGAUUGCAACUUGUGGCCCUUCUUGCAACCGCCAGUGUAG